AUGAACAAUUUCACAUCUGGUGCCAUCCCAAAUACCAGAGUCACAAUGAGGCCUAAUCUUACCGCUGGGCUUUUCCUGAACGGUCGAUCUUCGACAUACGGACAAGUUACUGACCUUCCAUUCAAUGAUAUGACUUCUGUUGAAACAUGUGGUGAAGUAGGAAAGGUAGAAGGAGUCCCCCAACAAAGUACAAGUGAGAAUUCUAGUCAUAGUCAAGAUGAGGUUUCAAAUGACGGCCAUACUUCGCUGAACCCUGCGGAACCCCCCAGAGCCACAACAAAUUAUGGAGGGAGAGAAGAAGAAAGCCUUAUGGAUGGUGAUUCCCAAGAAAAUCAACAGAACACCAGUCAAAAGGAGGGGUUUGAGGUUCAAAGUGGCUCCGUAUCAUCGACAGAAACCACCCAAGCAUCUGACUGCGAGACCCCUGAAGCGAUGCUCAAGAGGCUUAUUGAGACAGGCAUCUUCGAUGGCACAGGCAUUUUUAAAACGACUUCACACGGGACUCUGGAGCCAAGUGUUGAAGAUCACGGUUGCCUCGGCAUGAAUGGUACAGAACAAUCAAGUAAAACUCCGACAUAUCAGGAUAAGGGGGUAAUGGCCGACCCCAGCAGGCAGUCAACCCUCGGACCAAACAUACAAACUACCACAAACAUUACACAAUUCGGUCGGAAAGAUGACGCAAAAGAUGCACCAGCGCCAACUAUAGUAUCGCACUCCCAAUAUCAACGGGAAUUACCAGUUCCGAUCUACAGCACCUCUACACAAGUUCAAUCUCCAGUUCUGCCAACGUCGGUAAUUGAGAAUAAUGCACACAAGAUUCCUGAAGAGUCAUGCGUUACACAACCCCAAAGUACGAGGAGUAUCUCUGCUACUAAUAGUCGGAGGCACCCGCUCUCUCAAAUAUCAGAAGGAGGCGAUCAUUAUAUCCGAUGCCUAGAUCAAAACGAUCGGCCAGGGUUUAUGUUUCCAAACCUCAUAGCGCAGGAUUUCAACGUUGAGCACUUAUACCACCGAGCCUCCACAGAACAAACCGAAUCUAAGUUAAUGGACUUGUUCGUUCACCGUGGCUUGCAGUCCCGCAAUAACACGAUACCACUUUCAGAGUCUCCAGGUUUUCAACAUCUACACCAACCACCUAAUGGGCUCAUCGGCAACUCUGGCCUUGACCCGGCCGUCUUCCCAACAGCAUACUCGGAGACUUACUCGGAUGACCGAGAGAUACAGCAUGAUAAGACGCAGCUUAUACAGCCAGACUAUGGCGAAGACGGUGAGACAAUUCAUGAAUUCAUCAAAAGGAUCGAAGGUGAGGUAAGUAUGAAAUGGGACCAUUCGCAGCAAUCUAUUGUUAGUGGCUGCAUUGACGACAUAGAGGAAUGUGACGAAAUCGAGGCGUUCGAAAUGGAGAACAACGAGCAUCUGUUGCAAUGCAGCGAUAUAGAGCGUAAUGCGACAAUCCAGUCGAGCUUCCACGGCAUAUAUUCGAGCUCUAGUCAAGGGCCAGUAUCGGUAAACCAAGCUAUGGCGGAAGAUUGGGGACAGUUGGGUUAUGAACAAAAUCAAUACUGGACGGGAAAAUAUCACGAUGAGCACAAAGUCUCAGAUGCAGAAAUGGUUGGUUUCUGGAGGCCUAAUCGCUGUUAG
Molecule: messenger RNA, 1641 nt
Organism: Fusarium redolens
Lineage: Eukaryota; Fungi; Ascomycota; Sordariomycetes; Hypocreales; Nectriaceae
Exons: 3
Coding region: 1-1641 (546 amino acids)
Source: RefSeq, a predicted model, not a curated record